AUGAAGGUUGCACUAUUUCUCUCCGCUCUCUUCUCCGCCCAGGUCUUGGCGAUCCCUGAGCCCGACAACACGGUUGUCAAGGACGGUGAAUACACUUACACUGGCAUCGAUAAGGGACUUCUAUCCCUCCGCGGUCUCGAAAAGCGCUGCAAUUGCUUCCCAGAAUGCCGCAGGCCGGCCUCCAACUGCAGUCCAGGCAAAUGUGAAUGCUCUGGGGACUAUGGAUGCUGGUCAUGCAGUGGUGGUCGCAUGCAGUGCCAGCCAGGACCUGGCUCAGGAGUUUGCUGGACGAAGUAG
Molecule: messenger RNA, 297 nt
Organism: Fusarium pseudograminearum CS3096
Lineage: Eukaryota; Fungi; Ascomycota; Sordariomycetes; Hypocreales; Nectriaceae
Exons: 2
Coding region: 1-297 (98 amino acids)
Source: RefSeq, a predicted model, not a curated record